AACAGAUAGAGCGGAAAGGCAACCUGUCAUUUACGACAAAGCGGCGACAAGGGCAGAGAAAUCGUCCUCAAACCUUCAUCCGUCAGAAUGGACUACAGCACAGAGCUCAAUACCCGGCCCCGGCCGCCAGCGUCCUCAUUCACAUAUUUCUGGCUCAUCUUCGCCUUGUCGCAAGCUCUGGGGGUGGCAUUUGUGGUAAUGUUGGGAGUGUGGCUUUACAAAUACCAAAAGGGGUUCGCGUGGACGGAGAAUCCCCAGGUCGAGUUCAACUACCACCCUCUCUUCAUGGUGAUGGGGCUGGUGUUUAUGUAUGGAGAGGGUAUUCUGGUGUACAGGGUGUUCCGAAAUCAAAAGAAGAUCUACACCAAAGUGGUCCACGCCUCCGUGCAGGCCAUUGCCGUCAUCUUCAUCAUAGUGGGGCUGAAGGCGGUAUUUGACUCCCACAACCUGGUCCAGUACAAUUUUAUUGCCAACCUGUACAGUAUUCACAGCUGGCUAGGGCUAGCGACCAUUAUACUGUUUGGGUUGCAGUAUAUAUUUGGCUUCGUGGCUUUUAUGUAUCCCAAGUUGGGCCAAAAUGGCCGCGAGAUGCUGAUGCCUCUACAUCGGUACUGGGGCGUUGCCGUGUAUGGGUUGGCUAUAGCCACAUCACUGAUGGGAAUGGUGGAGAAAAUCAUAUUUAGUGUGGAAGACUACAGCAAGAAAGGCAAAGAGGCGGUCCUGGUGAACUUCAUUUGCUUGGUAAUGGUAUCUGCAGGACUGUGUGUGGUAUAUUUAGUCUGCAGGCCAGAGUACAAACGGAUCCCACUGCCGGAAGAACAGGCAGUGAACGAAAAGUAGACAGACGGAAAAAGACGAUGGCAUUCGGAACUCCUCGGGUUGUUCCGCUCCUCGGUAAUCUUCGGAACUACCCGUGGUUGACCGAACGAAACAGAACCUCGGUGUGGCGUGACUCGAACAUCACGUGAUUGGACCUUAGUACAAAGAAUUUUCUAUCAGUCUUUGAAUAUAAACAUUAUUCCAAUGAAGGGAGAUGAUUUUAUUUCCAAAUUGAGACAUUUCACUGAAUGGUGAUGGUAGGCCUUUCAACGUCUUUCACUUAUUGCAACAAUAGGAAAAGCUAUGGUUUGAUUAUUUAUCCUUUUGUUUUAAACAAAAAUGGCAGAAAUUGACGUCAUCGCUGAUGUUACCUCAUGAAAAAUCAUGAAGAGCAUACUUUAAUUUAAACAUAAUACCAAUAAAUUAGUGUUUUAU
Messenger RNA from Lingula anatina, 1254 nucleotides. Its product is annotated as ferric reductase SjCytb561-like. Lineage: Eukaryota; Metazoa; Brachiopoda; Lingulata; Lingulida; Lingulidae. The record is from RefSeq and is a predicted model, not a curated record. Gene Ontology annotation, molecular function: oxidoreductase activity.